GGUUCCAUUCUCUCCAGGAAUCAAUUGUCUUGUUUCUUGGCGGCACACUCUGCUGGGUUCUCCGAGGCCUUUAAGUUCAUCCCCGUGCACUCUGUCUCCUAAAAUUACAAGCACAGCCUGAGGCGCUCCAUCCACCCAAGUGCUUUCUGUCCGGCGCUGAGCGCUUGCUCUGGCUCCGCUGCGCUUUCUGCGGAACCUUGUGUCGUAGACGUGUUUCCAGAGGAGUGAGUUCGCUGUGGUAGUUAGGAUUUACCAGCUUCCGGCGGCCGCUCCGACUAAUGGCGGUGAGCUGUGGGAGAAGGCGUGUUUGUGGCGAGGCCCUAGGUGGGGAGACCCUGUGAAUUUCGUCCUGUCUCACGAUUUUUCAGGAGCCAGGGCGUCCUGCUCGGGAGGCACCAGCAGCCUCAAGUCGGAAAACUCAUCGCGCUCCGCGCAGACCCCGGCCCUCUCGCUCAGCUUCCGGUGCCUCGGAACCUCCUCUCCGCAGUUCAGUGCAACCUGCAUGCGACUCCGCCGCCGGAACCCAUCCCGUAGGCAACACAGUAGCGAUGAAGCAAAAGAAAAAGAAAACCCCCAACAGGGUCUCUGGGACAAAUGGAAGCGAAAAGCCCUCGGAGAAACCUGCCCCGGACGAAGCUCCUCCUAGCGCUGAGGCCCAGGCGGAACAGCUGGCGCGGGAGCUGGCCUGGUGUGUGGAACAGCUGGAGCUGGGUCUCAAGACGCAGAGACCUACCCCGAAGCAGAAAGAGCAGGCUGUUGGGGCAAUCCGAACGCUGCGCAGUGAAAAAACCCCCUUGCCCCGGAAGAGACAGCUGAUGCGCUCCUUGUUUGGGGACUACAGGGCUCAGAUGGAUGCAGAGUGGCGGGAGGCCCUACGGGCUCUAAAGGCUGCCACCCAUUCGGCCCAGGUACAGCUCGUCAGUGAGGCCACCAGAAAGAAGAGCGGAAGGGUCUGCAGGCCUCGUCCUGCAGAAAGAGCCAAAACCACUCCGGACUUGACCAGCGAAGAGUUUCGGUUCAAUUUCUUUUAGGGUCUCCUACAUGCUGGACCGCUCAUCCCCCUCCAGGGUGGGGUGGGGAUGUGUCCUGAUUGCAGGGCCUUCCCAGGAAUUCUCUCAGCAGAAGUGGGGUUGGUUUGUCCUUCAUUGCAGCAUGGACCUGAAGCGGCUGGCCUAUGUGAGGCUGCUAUGUGGAUGUGGAAACCUUUGAAGGAAAUGUUCUUCAUGUCAGAAGAGAGGUGCAGAGUAGCUGCUGAUGAUAAGGAACUGUGGGGAAGUUGUGGACACAGUGGGCUCACUUUUGAAAAGAUGCUCAGGCCAUUUUUCUAGUGCUUUGUAUAUUGUUAUAUCGCCUUAAUAAAUCUUUUCUAAGGAAAUAGGAUGGUGUGAGAGAGAGAGUUCCGAAUGUGUUAGAGGAGGCAAGACUGCUUGGUCCAGCUCUGAUCCAGGACUUAGUCCUUUGCUGCUGUUGUUGCUGUUUCCCUCAGCAGGUUGUCGUCUUCUGGAGCCAGUGUGGUCUCCAUCAAGCCACGUUUUGUUUUUAGGAGCUAAGAAGCUACUCACUGUCUUAGCCUGAGCUGAGUCUUAGCAGACUGCAUCAAAACAAAACAAACACAACACAAC
Molecule: messenger RNA, 1622 nt
Organism: Mus musculus (house mouse)
Lineage: Eukaryota; Metazoa; Chordata; Mammalia; Rodentia; Muridae
Product: RIKEN cDNA 1110038F14 gene
Exons: 4
Coding region: 549-1031 (160 amino acids)
Source: RefSeq, marked validated